AUGCAGCUCCCCCCACAACUCAGCCACACCUCUCAGCAUUGUAUUCACCCGAGUCCCCGCAAAAGCGGCAUCUCGCCCGCCAGCAUCACCGACACGGCGCUGGCGGAACUAACUCCCACUGGCGCGGCUUGGUACUUCCCGGCGCCCGCAUCGGGGUCAUACGACCCGGUGCUCCUCACCACCGCGCUCGAAGCAACGCUGGCAAUAUAUCCGCAGCUUUGCGGCGCACUCAGCCUCACCCCGCCCAAUAACGCGGAAUAUCCGCCCCACACAAGACGCUACGGCCGCGUCUGGGUGCGUUGGGGCGACGACGAACCCGGCCUGCUCCUCACGCAAGCCAAGUGGGGUGGACCGCUGGCGGACGUGCUUCCCAUGAACAGGGGGAACGAAGCCAUCUCUUCAGCCGUCAUGCCGAACAUCUUUGCACUCCUCCGACUCCGGCCUAGCGCGCUGGGACCGGCCUGUCCUGGCCCAGCGGCCGUGGCGCAGAUCACGGCGUUCAAUUGUGGCGGCGUGGCGCUGGCCCUUGCCGCCCAACAUGCACUACUCGACGCGCACGCACUCGCGUACGUCCUCCGCGACUGGGGCACAAUUCACACCGCUAUGCUGCGCGGUGCGCCGCAGCCAACUAUCACGCGGACAUACGCUCCAAUGGACCUCGAUGCGCACGCAUGCGCAGACACGCCUGGCCCACAGCUAGAGGAGCUGGCAAACACCGUGCCGCAGCUGCGCCUGGAUUUCUGGGCCUACGACCCGUCCGACCCCAAUGACCAAGCACCGGGGGCAGCCGGCCGGCCGCGUGGACCCCGGGCGCCCUUCGAGACCUGGGAUGCUGACGCAGCGGUGGGUGACGCUGUCCUGGACCUCUCCGCUGCCGACGUGGCGCGCCUCUCUACACCGGGAGUGAGCGCGCUCGACGGUGUGUUGGGUGCGGCAUGGCGCGCUGUCGUGCGUGCUCGCGAGCUCGACUCUGAGGUGUGGAUGCAUGGAUGUGUGGGCCUGCGUACCCGCCUCGGCCUGCCCGACGACUUCCAGGGCGCGCCGCUCAUCAAUGUCUCUGCGGGCUUGGACGCCAAAGCACUCCUCGGCAAUCCGGGAGCUGGCGCACGUGCGAUUCGUGCAGGAAUCAAGAGCGUGACGAAGGACAGGGCGUCCGCCGUCCUGCACCACAUGGCGAACGCACUCGACCCCGCACGCGAGUGGAACGUCUUCGUCGGCAGCCGUAAUAUUCUUUCUACUAGCUGGCUGGGAAUUGGCGCAUAUGCCGCUGACUUCGGAUAUGGGACUGCUGCGCGUGUGCAUCCCUUCAUGCCGCCGGUCGACGGAAUUAUUGUAGUGAUGGAAGCGAAGGAGGCGGGAGUGGAGCACGGCGCCCGUGGCGGCGUGAGUCUCCGCCUCCUCCUGCGAGAAGAAGUGCUUGCGCGCGUCCUGUCUGAUCCGGAGUUAGUGGGAAAGUGA
Molecule: messenger RNA, 1458 nt
Organism: Cutaneotrichosporon oleaginosum
Lineage: Eukaryota; Fungi; Basidiomycota; Tremellomycetes; Trichosporonales; Trichosporonaceae
Biological process (GO): secondary metabolite biosynthetic process
Molecular function (GO): acyltransferase activity, transferring groups other than amino-acyl groups
Source: RefSeq, a predicted model, not a curated record